UAGGGAACAAAAAAAAGGGCUCCAUGGGCGAUCGUCGAUCAAAAGCGCAAGGUGGCUUUCUCACGCACUCUCUCCCGAAUCCGAUCCCAUUUCCCCUCCCAUCUCGCGGAGGAGGCGGAGACCCCGGUCGGAUCGAUCCCAUUCGAGAUCGAUUUUGGCCGCCAAAAAGCUGAGCGUGCUCCAGACAGCGACUCGCCGCACCGCCGAAGCUUCGAGCGGCGGGGGCGGCAGCGCCGGCGCCGUGGGGGCGAAAUGGACGCGAGAUUCCCGUACUCGCCGGCCGAGGUGGCCAAGGUGCAGCUCAUGCAGUUCGGCAUCCUCAGCCCGGAUGAAAUCAGGCAAAUGUCAGUGGCGGUGAUAGAGCACGCAGAGACCAUGGAGAGGGGAAAGGCGAAGCCUGGGGGUUUGAGUGACCCUCGUUUGGGUACUAUUGACGAGAAGAUCAAGUGUGAUACAUGUAUGGCUGGGAUGGCUGAGUGCCCGGGCCACUUUGGCCACCUUGAGCUUGCAAAGCCAAUGUUCCACAUCGGCUUCAUCAAGACUGUACUCUCCAUAAUGCGAUGUGUGUGCUUCAACUGUUCCAAGAUCCUGGCAGAUGAGGAGGAUACCAAGUUCAAGCAGGCUCUGAAAAUCAGUAACCCAAAAAAUAGAUUAAGAAGAAUAUAUGAUGCUUGCAAGAGCAAAAAGACUUGUGCUGGGAGUGAUGAACUUGAGGUUCAAGAUCAGCAGGACACUGAUGAGCCAGUAAAGAAAAGAGGUGGUUGUGGUGCUCAGCAGCCAAGUAUCACAGUUGAUGGUAUGAAGAUGGUUGCGGAGUUUGAAGCAACAAAGAAGAAAACUGAUGAUCAAGAUCAACUCCCUGAACUAGUGGAGCGAAAGCAAAUUCUCUGUGCUGAGAGGGUCCUUAAUGUUCUCAAGCAUAUAAGUGAUGAGGACUGUCUUUUGUUGGGCCUGAAUCCUAAAUGCGCUCGUCCUGAUUGGAUGAUACUGCAAGUUCUUCCGAUUCCUCCACCGCCUGUGAGACCAUCUGUCACGGUGGAUACUUCCUCCAGAACUGAGGAUGAUUUGACUCAUCAAUUAGCGAUGAUAAUUCGACAUAAUGAGAAUUUGAGGAGGCAAGAGAGAAAUGGAGCCCCAACUCACAUUAUAACAGAGUUCGCUCAGCUGUUGCAGUUUCACAUUGCAACGUACUUCGGCAAUGAUCUUCCUGGACAACCAAGGGCAAAUCAGCAUUCUGGAAGGCCUAUAAAAUCAAUUUGCAGCAGGCUGAAAGCAAAAGAAGGUUGGAUUAGAGGAAACUUAAUGGGGAAGCGUGUUGAUUUCUCAGCUCGUACUGUCGUCACACCAGAUCCAAACAUCAACAUUGAUCAAUUGGGGGUACCAUGGAGUGUUUCUUUGAAUCUGACAUACCCAGAAACUGUCACUCCAUAUAACAUCGAGAGGUUGAAAGAGCUAGUAGAAUAUGGGCCUCACCCUCCCCCAGGGAAGACAGGUGCAAAGUACAUUAUCAGGGAAGAUGGUCAGAGGCUGGAUCUUCGCUAUGUGAAGAAAAGUAGUGAUCAGCAUUUGGAGCUGGGUUACAAGGUGGAAAGACACCUCAAUGAUGGAGAUUUUGUUCUUUUCAACCGGCAACCAAGCCCUCAUAAAAUGCCUAUCAUGGGGCAUCGUGUUAAAAUUAUGCCCUGCUCAACUUUCCGCCUGAACUUGUCUGUCACAUCACCGUACAAUGCAGAUUUUGAUGCGGAUGAAAUGAAUAUGCAUGUUCCUCAGUCAUUUGAGACCACAGCUGUAGUUUUAGAGUUGAUGAUGGUGUCAAAAUGCAUUGUCUCACCUCAAGCGAAUAUACCUGCUAUGGGUAUUGUCCAGGACACACUUCUUGGGUGUCGAAAAAUCACCAAAAGGGACACUCUUAUUGAAAAGGAUGUAUUUAUGAACAUGUUAAUGUGGUGGGAAGAUUUUGAUGGGAAGGUCCCUGCCCCUGCCAUUUUGAAACCAAGGCCGAUUUGGACUGGCAAACAAGUUUUCAACUUGAUUAUCCCCAAGCUAAUCAAUUUAAUAAGUUUCUCAGCCUGGCAUGCUGAAACAGAGUGUGGAUUUAUUACUCCUGGUGAUACUAUGGUCCGGAUAGAGAAGGGAGAGCUUCUGUCUGGUACACUCUGCAAAAAAACACUCGGGACCUCAACUGGAAGUCUCAUUCGUGUUAUUUGGGAAGAGGCAGGGCCAGAUGCUGCACUGAAGUUCUUGGGUAAUACACAGUCGCUGGUCAACUACUGGCUUCUGCAAAAUGGUUUCAGUAUUGGUAUUGGAGAUGCAAUUGCAGAUGCAGAUACUAUGGAGAAGAUUGAUGUGACAAUUGGAACAGCUAAGAAUGAUCUGAAGGAGCUUAUUAAGCAAGCACAAGAGAAGAACUUGGAACCUGAGCCAGGACUCACAAUGAUGGAAUCAUUUGAAAACCGAGUAAAUCAGAUUCUCAGCAAGGCUUAUGAUGAUGCUGGGAGUAGUGCUCAGAAGGGUUUGUCUGAGAGCAACAAUUUGAAAGCUAUGGUCACUGCAGGCUCGAAUGGCAGUUUCAUUAAUAUUUCACAAAUGACUGCUUGUCUCGGACAGCAGAAAAUUGAGGGCAAGCGGAUUCCGUUUGGUUUUGUUGAUCGCACAUUACCCCACUUCACGAAAGAUGACUACGGCCCUGAAAGUCGUGGGUUUGUUCAGAACUCUUACCUUCGAGGUCUGGCACCACAGGAGUUUUUCUUCCAUGCUAUGGUUAGUAGAGAAGGUUUGAUUGCCACUGCUGUGAAAACUCCGAGACAGCAUUCAGCGGAGGCUCGUGAAGGCUAUGGAGGACAUCAUGGUGAAACAUGAUGGUGCUGUGCGGAGUUCGCGGGGUGUUGUUGUUCAGUUCUUGUUUGGAGAAGAUGGCAUGGGUGCUGUUUGGAUUGAAUCACUGAAAUUGGACUCCCUAAAGAUGAAUAAAGCAGAGUUUGAUAAUGUA
Messenger RNA from Aegilops tauschii subsp. strangulata, 2989 nucleotides. RefSeq names its product DNA-directed RNA polymerase II subunit RPB1. NCBI's taxonomy places the organism in Eukaryota, Viridiplantae, Streptophyta, Magnoliopsida, Poales, Poaceae. Gene Ontology annotation, biological process: DNA-templated transcription. The record is from RefSeq and is a predicted model, not a curated record. Gene Ontology annotation, molecular function: DNA binding. Gene Ontology annotation, cellular component: RNA polymerase II, core complex.